This is a messenger RNA of Drosophila miranda, 2439 nucleotides long. RefSeq lists its product as uncharacterized. The transcript is spliced from 3 exons. The record is from RefSeq and is a predicted model, not a curated record. Lineage: Eukaryota; Metazoa; Arthropoda; Insecta; Diptera; Drosophilidae. The coding region runs from base 628 to 2439 and encodes 603 amino acids.
UAACUGGUUGUGCGAAUAGCUGGCAUCGGCCCCCGGCGGCUAGAAUCAACGGCUGAUGCGACGCGGACUACGGCAUGGACGACUAAGAGCCGCGACGGAUAGUCGUAGUUGUCACUCGGUCGUCGGUUGUUGAUGUUUUUCAAAAAAUAACCAUAUAGUAAUAUAGUAUAUACAUAUAGUAUGUACAUAUAAUCAUCACAUCGUUCACUUGUCGCCUGCACAACGGCCACGGCGGCUAUGUUUCGUUUUGUUUGGUUAAUCUGUGUCGACUGGAGACGCCUCCAGGCGGCAGCCUGAAAAUUGAUUUCACUCACAUUCAUUACCAAUUAUCGGAAUGUUUCGGCAGUUUUUUGUUUUUUUUUUUUUUGAUAUGAAAAUGGAUAUGACCGCCAUGUAAAUGUCACAGGCCAAGAGCCGAAAUUAACAAAAACCAAAAACAGAAUACAGAGAUAGAAAAAGCGUUGCAUCUUUGCUUCAUUUGGAAUCAUCAUCUACAUAUCUGUCCAUCAUAUCCAUCCAUCCAUCCAAUACACCUGUUUCGCUCAGAAUGUGUAGCGCCGUUGAGUCGGAAGCAAACGUGGCGCCAUCUAGCGAGCGUUGAACCGCAUUUGAAGCCAAUUACAGGAAAUGCUGAAGCACGCCUCCAAUGCGAGCAGUGCCUCUGCCUCCGCCUCCGCCUCUGCCACCGUCCCGCUGCCCGUGCCACCGGUUACAGUGGCUUUGCCGCUCAAUGGACAGCUGCUGCGCACCGCUUCAGCCUGUGCCAACAGUAGCACAAGCAGCAGUAACAACAACAACAACAGCCACAACGGGAACGGGAACGGAAGCAGUGGAAGCGGCAACAACACACCCUCCGUUCAAGCAGGGGCAGCAACAGCCGCUGCAGGAGCAGGAGGAACAGCAGCAACCACCACCACCACGAAUGGCCCUGUGUCAGCCACUGCUGCAGCCGGGGCAGGCUCGCCAACACCCGCAGCAGCUGCCUUGGCCAGCACGGCACGCAACAUUCACCUGCGACCGCCCCAGCCACAGCCGCAGCAACAGCCCCUGAACAUAUCCGCUCUGAAUGCGUCCACCUGCAGCACCCUUCUCAAUGGCGGGUGCCGAGUUUCAAAUGCCGCCUCCAAUCUUCUUAACAUUGCCAUGCCAACGACCCCCACGCCACUGAAACCGCUGACGCCAUUGACGCCAUUGACGCCCCUCACUCCCAAUGGACACUGCAACAGCAAUGGGAGCCUGCACCAUCACACCUACACGAACCAGCACAUCCUGGCCAGCAGCCACCACCAGCAGCAGCAGCAGCAACAGACGCUGCCGCUGCCGGCACAGCCUCAGCUGUCCCACUCCCUGAUGCAGCCCCAAUCGCCACAGCAGCCGCAACAUAUCAGCCAACUUCAACAGCACAAUUACAGCAACUGCAAUAAUCUGAUGGGGAAUCCGAUGCUCCAGAAGCUGUCCAAGCCCGGACCAUCGCCUCGCGAAGCCCUCACCAGCCUGGGUCUGCUGUGCUUGAGUUCCCUGCUUCUGGCGCUGCUCUCGCUGAUCUUCCUGUUGAAGAUCUCGCCGAAUGGGCGCGAUGAUGCCCUGUCCAGGGGCGUGAGCAGCGAGGACUUUAUCAUCGUUUACGACGUGACCCUGGCCUUGUGCGCCCUGUCGCUCUCCCUGAACCUCUGUUGCCUGCUGGUCUGCGCCAUUCAGUUCCUGUUCGCCGUUAAGCUGCGUUCGCCAGCCUUCGAGGGGCGCGACAACAAGUAUCUGGAGAAAUCGAGUGCCAGUCGCACGUGUGCGGUUAGCGGAUUCUUCAUCUCCAUCCCGGUAUUCCUCACCGGCAUCAUUCUCUACACCUUCAAUCACUUCCACUCGACGCCCGCCAUCAUCACCAGCGUCCUCAUCGGCGUGGGUAUCGUCUUUUGCGGCGGCGCCAUGGUCCACAAUGUGUUCGUCUGGCAAAAGGAGAAGACCAUCAGCUAUCGCAGUGCCCCGCUGCACGGGACUCUUGUGGGAUCGCUGCCACACAACAUGUCGCUGCUAUCGGCGGCCCAGCUGCCACUGCCACUGCCGCUUUCUCUUCCGCCAGUGCAGUUCCAUGCUGCCUCUCCGCCACCACUGGCCCCGCCACCAAUGCAGCUGUACCAGGGCCACCAUGCCUGCAUGCUGCAGCCCACCUCGGUGACACCUGUCUCGCCGAACCACUCGCACGGUAGCUUCAAUCCCCUGCUCUGCAACAACACCAUGGGUGGCGGAGGUGGAGCCAUCAAUUCAUCAUUUCUUGUCCGCCCGGCCACGGCGACGCCCCCCACGCCGAAGCCCAUAGGCGGGGGAGCCGGAAGCUGUCUGGUGGGUCGCGAGGCCAGCGGGUCAGUCAGUCCGGGCAUCCCGCCCACGCUCGACAUGAGCAACAUCACAAUCUCGCUGCACGAGCUUUCCACGCUCGUCUAG